Arabidopsis lyrata subsp. lyrata is the source of this 321-nucleotide messenger RNA. Its product is annotated as gibberellin-regulated protein 12. The transcript is spliced from 4 exons. The record is from RefSeq and is a predicted model, not a curated record. Lineage: Eukaryota; Viridiplantae; Streptophyta; Magnoliopsida; Brassicales; Brassicaceae. Bases 1 to 321 code for a protein of 106 amino acids.
AUGGUGAAGCUCAUCAUUUUUUUAGUUGUAUUCAUUUUGUUGUUUGCUACUCAAUUUUCUAAUGCUGAGGGACUAGAAAGUCUAGUUGAAGCACCUGCAAUCCAUAAGAUGAAAAGAGAAGGCUCACUUCGAAAAGAAGAAUGUCCAAUGGCAUGUGAAUUUCGAUGUUCAGUGACAUCUCACAAGAAAUCAUGUUUGUUUUUCUGUAACAAAUGUUGUAACAAAUGUUUGUGUGUACCGUCGGGAACAUAUGGACACAAAGAAGAAUGUGCUUGCUACGAUAAAUGGAGGACCAAAAAAGGUGGACCAAAAUGUCCAUGA